AUGAUUGAGGAGGAGACGGCUGGCACGGUGCCAAGGCUGGCCAUGCAUCGCCAGAAUGUCAGCCGGACAGUCGGCACCUAUUUUCAGCCCUACUUCGAGAAGCUGAAGGCGCUGAAGAAGGGCCAGCUCGGCCCCGCUCGAUUCAACAGCUUUCCAAAGCGGAAAAUCGAGCCCAAGGCCCCGGGCUCAGAGCUGAUCGAAAUGGAGGUGACCCGGGAAAGCUUGGAGCCGUUCAGCUUCGGCAAUCAGGCGCUGCCGAUUCCGGAUUUUGAUAGCAGUCCGUACCCCUCCAAAAUCUCCUAUCGUAACCGCCAGCAAUUGGCGGUUGUUGAACCUGAUAUACGAAAUGGCUUCUUCGAAGUGGUCGACUCGACGGGGCGAAGACGACAAUUCUCGGCCGGGAAGACGCCGAAAAGCGAGGGGCGAAACCCGGCCUUCAUGGUCGAGGAGGAGAUCAAGUCGGUCAAGCGGGUCGCCAUCGGCCCGCAAAAACAUUCCGGGCGGACCGGAGCGAAGCAGGAAAGGCGGAAGGCCCGGAAACGGAGGAAACGCAUCAACCGGAAAUCGCAAUUUUUGGAGCGCACGACGCAAAAACCGGAAGAGAUCCCGGAAACCGUGACGCCGAAAAUCAUGCCCAAAACCGAAAUUGUGGAGCCGAAGCUUCAAGGCGAGCCGUCAAUCGAGUCAGCAAUUGAUUUCACUCCACUGUUGAUCAAUGUUCCGGACGACACCGAACAACGGCGCAAAAUUUUGAGCGAUCCGGCCAAGUACCCCGCCAUCUCCUCCUGCGAGCUGUACGCGGCGUGUGUUGAUGAGAUGAAUGCCCAGGAAGAGAAAUGUCAGCCGGAUGUGGGGCGGCUGCUUCCUGGUUUGCCGGGGAGACGAUUGGGAGAUUGUAACAAGGAGAUAAUCCCGAAAUAUCAGAAACUCGACGCGAUGGGCCGUCAACUCGAAGGCGUCUUCAUCGAGUGCCUGAUGGGCGAAAUUGCCCUCCAAAGCCAGCUGGGAAGACCGCCGCUACCCUCCGCCACCUGUGCCUUCCCGCCCUCGCUGCCACCACUGGCCAAGAACUGCCAGAAAAAUGUGGCCACCGCGAAGCGAAUAUGCGACAAAUACGCGGAGUGCUGCCCAUCGGUGCAUAGUUGCCGCGCCAAAGCUGACGACUCCCUCGAAGCAGCCGCCUACAAAGACGAAAAAUCGCGGCUUUUCGACGAGGCCGCCCAGUGCCAAAUCAACGCCGCCCGCGAGUUCCGACUCAAAAAGUACAAAAAGGUCGAGAAAAUCUCCGGCGGAUUACUG
Messenger RNA from Mesorhabditis spiculigera, 1299 nucleotides. NCBI's taxonomy places the organism in Eukaryota, Metazoa, Nematoda, Chromadorea, Rhabditida, Rhabditidae. The record is from the annotation of a GenBank genome assembly.